AUGAAAUUUUCUGAUGACGCUGUCGUCACGGAAUCCAAUCUCCGUUUCUAUUACGAGAAAAUUUGCCCAGUCCGCGAUCUUGUGAGAUGGGUUUCGUACGAAGGCGAAAAGACAGCCGGCCUUCUCCCUCGCCGUGAGAUCUCGUUUACAUUCCAGCGCGAGACGGGCGGUAGCGCAACCGAAUACUAUAUGAGAUGGCAAUGUUUUGAAAGCCAUAGGCAGCUUCAAAAUGUAUUGUACGGUCGGGACAAUGUUCCAUACAAGAUUGAUAUUGGCGCCGUAUACAACAAGCCCGUUUCGCUUAUGCAGCUUAGCGGAAGCAACUUCCACGCCGUGGAACGAGAGCUGGUGUUUGAUAUCGAUAUGAACGAUUACGACGAUCUCCGAACGUGCUGUUCGGACAAGCGCAUUUGUGAAAAGUGUUGGCGUUUUAUCAGUCUCGCCGCGGAGAUUUUAACGCGUAGCCUCACGGAAGAUUUUGGCUUCAAGGAUAUUUUAUGGGUUUAUUCCGGCCGCCGUGGGAUCCAUUGCUGGGUUUGCGAUGCACGUGCGCGUGCGUUAUCUAGUGAGGCUCGCAGCGCUAUCGUUGACUACUUGACACUGAUAGGUGCGGAUGGGCACAAGAAGCGUGUCAACCUUUAUGGGAUCGAGGAUCACCCCGCAGUGCUUCGCGCUUUCGACAUAUGCUAUCGCACAUUCGACCAUUUGUUGCGUGAGCAAAAUUUCCUAGCGAAAGAGGCACACCUACAAUCCAUGCAGGAUUACAUAACUGACCGGUUUCCCAAAGCUCAUCAGCUGCUGCAACGGGUUACGAAGAGUCAGGUUUCAAGUUCAUGUGAACUUUUCAACGACCUCUGCAAACUAUUGGACGUUGAAACGCCGUGUGAGUAUCGCGAAAGCACCCACGGGUCACAGGCGAGGAAGGAUGCAUUCCCUACUGCGUUUAGGGAAUUGGUGAUCGCAUUUUCAUAUCCGAGGCUUGAUGCCGCUGUUACAAAAGACAUUGGCCACCUUCUCAAGUCCCCGUUUUGCAUCCAUGCUAAAACAGGUCGUGUGUGUGUUCCCCUUGCACUUGACAUGAUAUCCACCUUCCGCCCGGAGUCAGUGCCAACGUUGGGUAAGAAAUCAUUAAAUGUUCUCAAAAAUGUUGUCAGCUGCUUUGCGGCAGUACUAUGA
Messenger RNA from Babesia bigemina, 1176 nucleotides. Its product is annotated as DNA primase small subunit, putative. Gene Ontology annotation, cellular component: alpha DNA polymerase:primase complex. Gene Ontology annotation, biological process: DNA replication, synthesis of primer. The record is from RefSeq and is a predicted model, not a curated record. The transcript is spliced from 5 exons. The coding region runs from base 1 to 1176 and encodes 391 amino acids. NCBI's taxonomy places the organism in Eukaryota, Apicomplexa, Aconoidasida, Piroplasmida, Babesiidae.